Molecule: messenger RNA, 627 nt
Organism: Aspergillus clavatus NRRL 1
Lineage: Eukaryota; Fungi; Ascomycota; Eurotiomycetes; Eurotiales; Aspergillaceae
Product: putative isochorismatase family hydrolase
Exons: 4
Coding region: 1-627 (208 amino acids)
Source: RefSeq, a predicted model, not a curated record
AUGGCAGCCGUCUCCCGCGCCAGCCGGAUCCGCAACCCGGCCGUAUUCAUCUGCGACAUCCAAGAAAAGUUCCGCGCCAUCUACGAAUACCCCAGACUCAUCCAAACCACCGCCAAAAUCCUCAAAGCCGCCACAACCCUCCACCUCCCCGUGUUCAUCAGCACGCAGAACCGGUCCCGGCUCGGCGACACGGUCUCGGAGCUGCAACCGCACCUCUCCGGCCCGGACAUCAACAUCCGCGCCAACAUCGACAAGACGCUCUUCUCGAUGGUCACGCCGGAGAUCGAUGCGCUGCUGCCCCGCCCCGCGGACGGCGAGCCGCCGCUCGACGCGAUCAUCGUCGGCAUCGAGACGCAUAUCUGCGUGACGCAGACGGCGCUGGAUCUGCUGGACCGCGGCCACAGGGUGUAUGUGCUGGUGGACGGGGUGAGUAGCAUGAACAAGGAGGAGAGGGGCAUUGCGCUGGCGCGGCUGCGGGAUGCCGGCGCGACGGUCACGAGUAGUGAGGGGGUGUUGUUUGAGAUCUUGGGGGAUGCGAAGAGGGCGGAGUUUAAGGCUGUGAGUGGGUUGGUGAGGGAGACGAAGGAGGAGACGAGGGGGGCGUUGGAGGUGUUUUCGAAGAUUUGA